Saccostrea echinata is the source of this 5910-nucleotide messenger RNA. RefSeq names its product serine/threonine-protein kinase tousled-like 1. The record is from RefSeq and is a predicted model, not a curated record. The transcript is spliced from 20 exons. Bases 327 to 2447 code for a protein of 706 amino acids. Gene Ontology annotation, biological process: peptidyl-serine phosphorylation; chromosome segregation; intracellular signal transduction. Gene Ontology annotation, cellular component: nucleus. Gene Ontology annotation, molecular function: protein serine/threonine kinase activity; ATP binding. NCBI's taxonomy places the organism in Eukaryota, Metazoa, Mollusca, Bivalvia, Ostreida, Ostreidae.
CAUUUAUUUUUCCAUCUCAAUUCUCAACCCGAAAGUCUGACGUCACGAAAAGAUCAUCAACAAAGUUGAGAAUUUGGUGAGAGAGACUUGACUUUCAGACGAUCAUUUACAAAAUUGUGACCUUGAUGGUCAACCAAGAGAAGUCCCGAUGAUAGACUAAGGAUUAAUCUCCGCAUCUGGGCAGUCAAUUUGAGAAGCUGUUGACAAAACAAUAGCUUAUAGCCCGGGAAUGUUCAACAAUAUUGGUUAAGGACCGCCAUCUUGGACUUCUAACUCUGCGAGUAACGACUCUAAGCAGUUCGUGUUUUUCAGACGGCCUAGUCGUUAUGGAAAGCAAUGUCAACUUGCAGAGUCUCGAUCCACGAAAGCAAGAGUUACUAGAGGCGCGGUUUCUUGGCAGUAGGUUUCAGCCAUUAAAUGUUUCCUCGAACCCCCAAGAUAACAGUAACCUCAGUGUGGGGUCAAAUGCUGGGGACGAUGAGGCACACUUGGUAUUAACGCCUGAGAAGCAACCGAGAACUCCGUCAGAGAGAAAACGAAAGAGAAAGGCAACAGCUAGUGAUAGUACUGAGAGUACGACUCCAAAGUCCACGAGGCCUGAAGCCAACGGGAAGAAGAUCAAUGAUUACUUUAAGCAAAACCAAUCCCCCAGUAGAGGGUCAAUGAAUACACACCUAGGAACCAAAUCCCCGUCCCCACAGGGCAUUCCAUAUGGUUAUACAGUUCCCUCCCCAGGUAGUGUCAGUAACUCGGACAGCAUGGGGUAUCCUCCACAGCGAUCACUUUACCAGUACCACAAGGCCGUGCAGACCGAUGUCGAAUACGUCAACAGUGGGGAACAGAAAGACAAUCGCAUGGAAGACUUGAUACGGCAAAAUGAAGAACUUCGGAGGCAAGUGACCACUCAGCAGUCCCAAUUAACUGCUCAACAGAAACUUAUAGAGAAAAACAAAGAUACCGCCCAGAAAUGUCUCCAAGUCAACAAGUCUCUACUAAUAGAAAAGAGCAAGUUGGAAAAAAAGACGACACGGCAGAAGUCGAUGGGAAAUCGGUUACGGCUUGGGCAGUUUGUGACCCAGCGGCAGGGGGCUACGUUUGUCGAGAACUGGGUGGAUGGAUGGGCAUUCACGGACCUUAUGAAGCAACAAGAGAGAAUUGCACAGGAGAGGGAAGAUAUCGAGAAACAACGUAAACUUCUAGUCAAGAAAAAACCCAACACUGCAGUCACAAAGAAUUCCAAAAAUGACAACUUUCUGAAACCAGGUGGAGAGAAACCUCUGACAUUAGCAGAGUUUUAUGAACAAGAUGAAAUCCUCAAAUUACGACAGGCUAGUCUGAAAAAGGAGGACGCUGAUAUUCAACUUGAGUUGGAGAAAUUAGAACGUGAGAGGAAUCUCCACAUACGAGAGCUCAAACGGAUUCAUAACGAGGACAAUUCUAGGUUUAAGGACCAUCCAACUCUCAAUGAACGAUAUUUAUUGUUAAAUUUACUCGGUAAAGGCGGAUUUAGUGAGGUCCACAAAGGCUUUGACCUGAAAGAUCAAAGAUAUGUGGCAUGUAAAAUUCACCAGUUAAACAGGGAGUGGAAAGAUGAUAAAAAAGCUAAUUAUAUUAAACAUGCACUAAGGGAGUACAAUAUUCACAAAACUCUGGAUCAUCCGAGGAUAGUACGACUGUAUGAUGUGUUUGAAAUUGACAAUAAUUCAUUCUGCACAGUGUUAGAGUAUUGUGAAGGAAACGACCUUGACUUCUACCUGAAGCAGAACAAAUCCAUUCCAGAAAAGGAAGCGCGCUCGAUUAUCUCGCAGACGGUCAGCGCUCUCAGAUAUCUCAAUGAAAUCAAGCCACCUGUGAUUCACUAUGACCUCAAACCAGGGAAUAUAUUACUGGGCAGUGGGUCUGUCAGUGGGGAAAUCAAGAUAACCGAUUUUGGCCUCAGUAAGAUCAUGGAUGAGGAAAAUAUCACUCCUGAUGGCAUGGAUCUCACUUCUCAAGGAGCGGGGACAUACUGGUAUUUACCACCAGAGUGCUUUGUGGUGGGGAAGAAUCCCCCCAAAAUUUCUUCCAAGGUGGAUGUGUGGUCAGUAGGGGUGAUAUUUUACCAGUGUCUGUAUGGCAAAAAGCCCUUUGGACACAAUUUAUCUCAAGCUGCCAUUUUAGAAGAAAACACAAUAUUGAAGGCUACAGAGGUGGAAUUCCCUUCUAAGCCACCAGUCAAUAGUGAGGCCAAGAAUUUCAUUCGUCAGUGCUUACAGUACAAAAAAGAAAUGAGGCCCGAUGUGUUACUUUUGUCACAACACGAAUACCUAAAACCGACACAACUCAAGUCAAAAGGGCAUAUGAGUGACUCUUCACUAUUGGCUCCAAGUCCGGGACCACCCUCCAUCGGUACACACGCACUAACUCUAAGCCAGUCGCCCUCCUUUACGUUUGGCGAGAAACUAUGAUAAUCAAUUUAGUGUGAUAUUUUUUUUAAUUUCACUUUGUCCUCUCCAUCCGUAGCAAGACGGGGGAAAGAAUUUCUACCAGUGUUUAGGUAGGAUCAAAAUUCCGCCGGGGAAUAGAGCUUUUUGAGGGGAAAACAUUUAUGUUUUCUCAAGCUGGAAGUGUUUGAUGAAAUGACUUGUCGAAUUUUUUAUGUGAUCAAGUUUUCAUCAUUGGAUGGUGGGGGUCCAUUUCCUCAAACUUCAAAAAACUUUUUGAGGAAUCAAAGUUGUGAAUAGUGAGUUAAUUGUACAUAAAUUAUUGAAAAUAAUUCCCAACACUGAUGCUUCUCGUGUACAAUGCAGAAUUACAAAACUUCAUAUUUGUUUUACUAGGUGUUAAAAACAAACAUUCUUGUUAUUUUUUACUUGCCAAAUAUGUGAUUCAGUGAUGGAAGUGUGAAUGUUACCAUGGCAAUGAAGACGUUUUCCUUGGCAACCAGCAUGAAAAGUUUUCUUUGUGAGUUCUGGAAUACGGUGCAAAAAUUCUGGGAUAUGUGUACCUGGCAGUGUGGAAAAAAUCAGUGAUGUAAUAUUUAUAAAUAACCGCAUGUUUUCCCCACUGCAAACUUCAGAAUUCUAUCAGACGAAGGAAAUUUCACAGAAAAUUUCACAACAGUAGACUGGAUAUCCAAUUCAUUGUCAAACAGAUCAACCAGACUAUAUUCAUCAACAUUUAAUUCAGCUGUUGUAAACUAUGACUCAGCAUAUUUGAAUGGAAUUUAGAAAUUCUUCACCUUUAGUAACCAGUGUUUGAUAAUUAGGCUGUGAUAAGCUAUUGAUUGGUGAAAAAUGUUUGUUCAAUUUGAUUUUUUUUUCAUCCAAAGACACAGCAACAAGUAUUCAUCUUUUUAUUUUAUCUAUAAACAUGUUAGAUUACCUGAUACUGAAAAGAAUAUUACUGAAAACUUUAAUAAUGUAUUUAUAUUUAGAAACCUUUUUUUAUGUAUUGUCAUUGAAUUUCAGUUUUGUGUUAAUACAUCUUCAACGUUCAUUCAUGAUGAGUUAAAAAAAAUUUAACAGAGAAAUAUAUAGAAAUACAUGAUAGAAUAGCCUCGUAGAUUUGUUUAAAAUAAAAAUUAUUGGUUAAAAAAAUCAAUUUUGAACAAACAGUAGAGAGUAGAAAAUCCAAGUCGUAAUAGUGCUAAAUUUGAGCCCAGAACAGAGAACCUUGGCGUAGUCUAUGAUCAGCAUAAUCACUGGAUAGAUGUGAUAUCUAGAAAGGGGUGUCCCACCCAGAAUCAUAGGAAAUUAAUUAAUGAGGAUUGAAUUAAUGGAUAUAUUUAACCUUUGAUUCCAUUUUGAAUGUGAUUGAAAUAUUAAUGACCAAGCGACAAAGUGCAAGAAUGAAUAUUAUGUUCUGUUUGUUAAGUAAGAAAGUUUUAGAUCAAACAUGAGUGUGUGCUUCCAUAAUGGACAAACUGCGUUAAUAUUGUAUGAAUGUUUUUUGGGGGUUUUGAAUAGAAUUUAAGACAAUUGCUGAGUGUUCAAUCAUGAAAUUUUAAAAUGGCUGUCUCAUUUGGUGUUUUUUUUUUUGUUUUGUUUUUUUUUUGAUUUUGGUUUUUGUAUCCACUUCUACAAAUACAGAUUUUCCCGCUCUUCAAUACAUGAAUAAUUAUAUAUUGAUGAACAAAACAAAUAAGAUGAUAAUGUAUAUGAUGUAUUUGAAUACAAGAUGAUGAAUUUUGUAUCCCAUAAGACAUUUCUCAAUGUUCAGAACAAAGAACUUUUAUUUUCAAAAAAUCUUAAUUUUCCAAAAUCUUGAAAUAUAUGUACAAAAAAAUGUGUUCUAAAAAUAAAGGAAUCAAUAGCCUCACUUGCAUCUGGGCAAUACAUUGUUUGAAACUUCAAUCGGAAUUUGAUAAUGUUUUAAAAGAUUUUAUUUUUAAGAAUUAAAUCAUGAAUAAGAUAGGCAGAUUUUAAAACUGUUUUCCUUUUACUUUGUAAUGUUUAAUUUUAUGGGCCAUACUUAAGAUUAUAGUCCCUCAAAAACUCACAUUUGUUGUAUUUCAUGAUUAGUCAAAAAUAAUAAAAGAAUUAUAAUUUUCUCUCUCCAUAUUUCUUAAAGAUAUGAAGUAGUAAUCUCAUUUAAAAUAUUUUAAUUUUAUGGGUACGUAUGCUGUUAUUGUAGCUAAGUAGUUACCUCCCUUUAUAGUGCUAUUUCACAGUUUUUCAUACGGUCUGUUUUAAAUGUUUUGUUCAGAUGAAAUCUGAUGUACUAAUUUUUAAUUUUGAAUUGUGGUGCAAAAACUUUUUGCUAUUUUAAAAGUUUUUUAAAGCCUGAUGUGUUUUUAAGGAUGUUUGGACACUGAAUGACAGAAAAGCAAUAUUGAGAAACUCUCUGGUUACAAUUAAUAAAAAGAGGAAAAAUAAGUCUAAACUGCUGAUAAUUAUACGUAGGCACAAUACAAGCAUUUACUGAACGUGAAAAGUACAGAGAUUAACUCCCUUGUAUCUAAUUGGACAAUAAAAAUGAUUAGUAAGAUGUUAAUUUGUAGAUAGAUCAAAUUGAAAAAUACCAUUUCUGGUUGUUAAGGACGAUAUAGCAAGAAACCAUAUACCAAGAAUGACGAAAUAUUCUGUAUAAUUUGAAAAGUUUCACUUAAACUAUGAAUGUACAGUACCAACAAGUUCUUAAACAUCCAACAUUCCUGGAUUCAGUGAAUGCUUGACCUCAAAAAUAGAUGAAUUAACAUUGUGGUCCAUGCAUAAAUGUACUCCUUGGUCUAUACAUGGUAUUUGUAAUUUAAUUUUUUUUUUUUUUUUUUGAAUCUUGUUAAUUUUUCCUUCUGAUCUAUCAUUGGUAAAGGAAUAACAUUGAUCAUGUGUAUUAAUUCUUCCUCACACUUUGUAAGUUUUAUAUGGGCUCUGAUUUGUGUGCCAUUUUUACUUUGUUUCCAUUUUAUUGGUGUGUCUGAGUGAAAAUUUGUUCAUGUACAUAGUGAAUUAUGUAAGAUAGAGAAAAUGAGUUGUUCAUGUCCCCACAGAUAUGAUCAGAAAUAAAUAAUACAAACCAAUUCAUGAACUUCAAGUCAUAUUUCCAAAUUGAAUAAAAGUUCAAUGACAUAUGUUAGGAAUUUCAAUAUUCCAUUUAGAUAAACACUUUUAAUUUAAUAAUAUAGAACAUUUUGAUUUUCCCUUUCUUUUGUAAUUUUUUAGACCUGAAUUCAGUGAUAAUUUCUGAUUGAUAGAAUGGGGAUGUGGACCCGCUCUGCUCCGUGUACAAGCGUUAAUAAAUAUCAGUAUUGUCGCUGCUAAGGUCUUUCAAUGUUUUAGUAGGCACACAGUGUGUAAAGAGAGUGUUAUCUAUAAUUAUGGAUAAAUCCAGAGUGUGUCCGCAGAGAGUGUAUGAAUGGUUGCCAUGGUUAUGUCCUACACACGUGUAAUACACGUGUCACGGAAAAUAAAAAUUAUUUUUCAAAAAGUU